This is a messenger RNA of Closterium sp. NIES-67, 2690 nucleotides long. The record is from the annotation of a GenBank genome assembly. Lineage: Eukaryota; Viridiplantae; Streptophyta; Zygnematophyceae; Desmidiales; Closteriaceae.
UCUGAUCUCAAGGUGCGUCCGAUCCCUGACACUCGUCGUAGACGCGCUGAGAACCGAGCAGGCUCUGACUGACGCAAACCAGACCAGACUCAUAGGAAAUUAGACCGAAUGCUAUCGUAGAUGCGUCUCUAAUAUCCUGCCAUUCCGCGUCAGGUUUUGCCGCCGCCAUGUCGCCGCUACGAAGAGUCGUCGGCAUUGCCGGCCUGCUAGCCGUCAUAAUAGUCGCUUACGUUCUCGGCCGGCCGGUAUACUGGAGCUUGGAAGGCCGGUGGAGGGAUUUUCGAGAAUCGCAAGCUGACGAAGCGACCAAUGCGGACCAGCAAGCUUCUACACCAGGCACCAGUGAAAGCAGCAGCAGCAGCAGCAGCAACAACAUUGUAUUUGCUUCUAACAAGCUGCGUCCAGCCUCCUUUUCAACACCAGAAACAGAAGGCGGCCGAAACGAAGCUGCAUCAGCAGCAUCGGCAGCAUCAGGAUUGUCCGAAUCAUCAACAGCAGCAUCAGAAGCAGAAGUAGGGGAAGGGAUAUCUGGAAAAGUGGAGCAGACCCAUAUGGGAACAGGGGAGGAGGGGGGAGGAGCUCAGACCCAGGAGGACGGCGAGAGGAACAAUUUCCUGGCAGCACAGAACCUGGGGGGAAGCAGCAAGGCCCUGAGUAAGAACAACACGGAUGUUCCUGGCGAUGGCAGCAGCAGCCUGAGCAGCAUCGGCAGGAACGGGAUGGUCAACGACGCGUCCGCUGCUCUGGCUGCUGCUUCUGACGAUGCGAUAAAGGCUGUUUCAGCAGCCUCUGUAACAGCCAGUGCCGCUGGUGGCGAAACGUCUGAAGCAGGUUCCGAAGAAGCCAGUGCUGGUGCUGGUGGUGGUGAAACUUUCGCUCGGGGGGUUCGGCCAAUCAUACACGAGGGGCGGCCGUUGAUUCCGGAGCUGAAGCGGCCCAUCUGGGAGAAACCGCCGCCCGGUGGGAAGGUUCCGGGAAAGGAGGAGUUUGCGCUGCGCCGGGAGAUGGUGGAGUUUAGGGCGGAGGGGAACGUUGUGGUGGUGACGUUCGCCAACCAUGCUUUCAUGGACUUCGUGAUCAACUGGGUGAAACACCUGACAGAUCUGGGAGUGAAUAACAUCCUGAUAGGCGCCAUGGACACUAUGAUCCUCACUGCAUUGUACAACGAGGGAGUCCCUGUGUUUGACCUGGAGAGCGGCAUGAGCCCCGAGGACAGCGGGUGGGGCACGCCGGUGUUCCAUGCCAUGGGGCGGGAGAAGGUGACUCUGGUCAACGUGUUCCUGGCGAUGGGCGUAGAGCUGCUCAUAUGCGACACCGACACUGUGUGGCUCCGGAACCCUCUGCCCUUCAUCGCCCGCUACCCCUCAGCGGACGUGCUCACGUCCAGCGACCAUCUCGUCCGUUCUGUGGACGACGAGUCCCUGGAGAAAUGGCAGCAAGCACAGAGCGCCUACAACAUCGGCAUCCUGCACUUCCGCUCCACCGACCCCGCCAAGCGGUUAGCACGUGCAUGGGCGGAGCUGCUAGCAUCUGACGCCAAGAUUUGGGACCAGAACGGGUUCAACGACCUCAUGAGGAAGCACAUGGGGCCGGAUGUUUAUCCAGAAGCGAAGGACCAUGUGUUCUGGGCGUUCGACGGGAGUCUCAAGCUGGGGAUACUGCCUGUGUCCAUUUUCUGCUCUGGCCACACCUACUUCGUUCAGCACCUGCAUAAGGUUGUGGGCUUAGAACCGUACGCCCUGCAUGCCACUUUCCAGUUCGCUGGCACUCCAGGCAAGCGCCAUCGCUUUCGAGAGGCCAUGGCAUUCUACGACCCGCCAGAGUACUACGACCCGCCAGGUGGCAUCAUCUCAUUCGUCAAUGAGAUUCCCGAGGAUCUUCUGAGAGGCGGCAAUCACACUCUCCUAACACACUUCCGCCUCGUGAACCACCAGCUGAAAGGCAUUCGGGCUGCUCUCGCUAUCGCCACCAUCCUCAACAGAACCCUGGUCAUGCCGAGCACGUGGGCACGCUUCGAUCGCAUCUGGUACCCCCAUAAAGGCAUCCUCGAUAACACUGCAACACCACAGCCGUUCCUCUGCCCACUCGACCAUAUCCUCAAUGUGGACAGGAUGCUUCCCGGAAAGCUCCCAGAAGAGGAGUUUGGACCAGCCGUGCCCUUUCGAGAGUAUUCUUUCCUUGACAACCCUCGCGUGCCGAAGGAUCUCCGAGCAUCCAAGCUCUCAGUGCGCCUCUGCAACAGCACCUCUCCCGAUUGCCCUGCUGAAACGGACACUCAGAACUUGCCAGCUGAUACUCACACUGGCACGCUGGUGUUGAGGAGAGGGAUGCGAGAGAAGCAGAUAAGGGAGACAUUUGAAGGGUAUUCUCUAGUGAAGUGGAUCGAAUUCAGUUCCAUGGAGGGCGUGUUCGGUGGAUGGGAUGACAAGGAGCUUGAGAAGAAAUUCAGAUGGAGACUGCGGCAUUACACUGGCAUAUGGUGUUGUGUCCACGCGCAUCCAGGUCACAUUUACUACAACUUCUUUUGGGAUGAGGUGCCUAAUUGGAAACCAAGGCCUCCUGAAAAUGCAUCAGAAGACCAUCCUGCAUGGGAAUAGCUGUUUUUUCCUCUGCGUGUGAAGUUCUAAAAGUGGUUCAUCGACCUUAGAGAGGGCAUACAUAUGCACUUUUAAUAUAUGUACUCACGCAUU